AUGGCAGAUCCUCAGAGCAAAGUAUCCUCUCAGAUGGUAGGGGACUGUGGCAUGUCCCUUGAUGGGUCUUAUGGCCUAGACUUGGCCUACAAUUUGUCGCAGCCGUGUGCUUCGCCCUCUGAGGCGAUCAGUCAGCAUCAAGCAUCAUACAGAGGGUAUCGCAAGCUCUUCUUCGGCUGCAAGCUGCACUUGGUGCUCCAGAAUCUGUUGAGUAGGAGUCGUUUGCCUCGAUCCAUGGGCGCUGUGCCCACACCACCUCCAAUUUCCGAACCACAACACAACGCGAAACAUGAAUUCACAGACGCAGAGGUGGCCCGUUUGAUGCGACAGCACUUCAACAUUCUGGUAUCCUCCCGAACAGCAUCUGAAGAAGAAGUGAUCUCUGCGGCGAAAUUACUCGAACAACAAUUCGGGCCGCCCGUGGUGGCUAGUAUUCAAGAUGAAACAGUAGCACAGAGGAACACGCAUACUAGACAGAUUGCCAAUCUGGAAGACGGCAGCCAAAACCUACUUCAUCAUAAAUACGAUUGCAUCGGCGUAACAGCUGGCCCUUUGGAAGAAGUGGAGAGCAGCUGCUCUGGCCGCUUGACUAUGGAUCCCUCACAGGCUACUGAUUGCGCUGGCCCACGUGCCACCGCGAAUGCCCAGUGUCACUCAUUGGUUUGCCAUCAAAAACGUGGCACAGAGCGUUUCGAGAGGGAAGGGACCAUUUCCCAGGGCGCAGAAGCUUAA
Molecule: messenger RNA, 732 nt
Organism: Cyclospora cayetanensis
Lineage: Eukaryota; Apicomplexa; Conoidasida; Eucoccidiorida; Eimeriidae
Exons: 1
Coding region: 1-732 (243 amino acids)
Source: RefSeq, a predicted model, not a curated record